CGCGUUGGCCCGAAUAAGAGGAAGCGAGCACGAGCGGGUACGAGACGGCGUGCGAAGCGGGAUGACGUUGUUUGCGUUUGUGACGUCACUCGCAAUUGUAGAGAGCAACGAGAGGCUCGAGGAUGCGGCCGCGUGCGUCACGUGGAGAUGAAUCCGGGUCCAAAAUGGAUCGCGGACGUUCGAGAUACGCGAACAGGUAGCAUCGAGGAGAUAGGCUAGGAUGGUUCGGUUUGGAAGACAGACUGGAAUCGGAAACGGAUGACUCGUCGUCAUGGCGGAUGUCGUGACGAUUUCAAUUGACGAUGGACGACGUCGUCGCGGUCGUCACCGAGGACACGAACUCUCGCGUACGGUCGUGUCGCGUUUCCUUUAGACGAUAAGAACGAAGACCCGUUGGACAAAAAAUCUCGACACGAGAACAAACGAGAGGAAACGACGAGACGAGAGUAAGGACGUCAGCGUGGCCGACCGAUCCGCGUCCCUCGUUUCUGCAACCUUUCCGGCCGGCCAGCCAACCGACUGAACCGUCGUCGCGUGGACGGACAAAUUGUCGAGACGUUCUCGUCUCGGUUAGUUUCCGCCGUUUCCUCGCGGUUUACGAUACGUUUAGUCGAAUCACGACGCUUCGUUAGUCGUAACGGCGCGCACACGUUCGUUCACCGACGAGAAAACGAGGUUCGCAUUCCGUUCUCGUUGCGACAUCGACGCCGAGCGCGCUGGUAACCCCGAACGUUCGUCUACGAGAUCGUUGAGAAAAGAAAAGCCGCAAAAUCGCGUCGCCAACCCGUACUACUGCCCUCUUUCUCUAUCUUUCGCGAUUUUCCUGUCUCUCGGCUAGGCCGAAUGCGAAGAAUCUAUCGCGAAGUUAUGAUCUGAGUGGAUAUCGCGUGGCAGGUAGAAGAUCCAACGGACGGAGGAGACGAAUACGAGGAGACAAGCGGAGGAAGAGGAACGCGGGACCAAAGGAAGCUUAGAAAGGAGUUGGAGCGCGCGAUCCGAAGAAUCGGCGCGCAUGGUGGCGCACGGAAAAAUUGCGCUUAGCUGUAGGGUCGGCGAAGAUCGGCGUUGAGCAAAGACGACGGUGAAGCGGUGUAUCGGAGCGGCGGCGGUAGCGGCGGCGGCGGCGGCGCGGCGGCGGAGAGGCGGAGGGACGCCGUCGAAGACGAUGCUCGGGAGGAUUGGAAGAGAGGAGGUGUUCUGCGGCAAUGGCUGAUCGCGGCCGGCGCUAUGCUCGCGGCAUAUAAGAACGCGCGAAGACGUGCGUUCGCCGCGCUUUACGCGAUUCCGAAUUCGAAGCAGCAGAAGCGUUCCGUGGUGGAAGCGCCGCGUUACCUUCGUAGCGGGACAUAGAAUCGUCGAACGUAGAUCGUGGUCGGCCUCGUCCAGUCAGAGAUAUCGCGACACGUUAGAGCCGAUUAUUUAUCGCGCGUUCUCGUAGAUCGCGUAGAUUGAGCGCGCGAUUGCGAUGCGCGACUCGACGCGUCGUCGGUCGAUCGCGGUCGAAUGAUCGUUGGAGAAGCGGCGCUAUCGGUGAGGAAACAAGAGGAAUCCGGUGGUUCGAUAGCAGGGACUUUCGGUGGGCGAAAACGUUUCGGAGAAGCGCGAUUCCGAGGAGAGGAACACGGUGGUGGUGCGCGCCGAUGGUCGCCCGCUGCUGCAUGCCCUCGAAGACGCGCGGCGGCGGUCAUGCCGCGUGAUUCGAACCGAUAUCAUCGUCGUCGUCGUCGCCGUCGUCGUCGUCGUCGCGUAACCGUCGAAUCGCCAAGGAUCGUCGACGUAAGGAGAGUGUCGUCGUGGUUGUUCGUGUUGAAACGCGGUGGUGAAGCGACAGCAGCGGAAACAUGAGCUCGAUCGACUUCGACGAGGUGUUGGUGCACGUGGGCGAGAAGGGCAAAUAUCAGAAUAUCAUGUACUAUCUUCUUUGCAUAUCGGCCACUCUUCCCGCGGCUUUCCUCGCGUUUUCGCAAGUGUUCGUGAGCGCGUCUCCGGAGCAUUGGUGCAGAAUUCCGGAGUUGGAAAAUCUGACGGAUCUGAUGACGUUGGAGGAGAGAAAGGCUCUCUCGCUACCGUACGUAGAGAAGUCGGAGGGCAAAGUGAAGAAGUACUCCAAGUGCAAAAUGUACGAUGUAAACUACACGGCGAUAGUGGAAUCGUGGUUGGAGCGCGCGGUCCUCGAGAACGCAACGAAGGAAGAGGGUGAGGAGCCGGUGAGGUCGAGAACUGGGUUGCCACCGCCACCGGUCGGUAACCCUGACUGGCCCGUGACCAAGUGUCGACACGGAUGGAUCUACGAUACUCGAGACUACGACAGCACUCUUGUCACCGAGCUAGACUUGGUAUGCGACAACAGCUGGUGGCCUUCCACAUCUACGACCUUCUUCUACGUCGGCAGUCUGUUUGGGAACGUGGUGUUUGGCUGGAUCGCGGACAAAUGGGGUAGGAGGACGGCGCUCUUCGCUAUACUUUUCCUCGAGGUGAUAUUCUCGAUCGCCACCAGUUUCAGCCCCAACUACGUCAUCUACACGGCGUUGAGGACCGUGAACGGUCUCUCUUUCCCGGCCAUUUAUCAGAUACCCUUUAUACUAGCUCUGGAGUUGAUGGGCCCGAGGUACAGAACGUUCGCCGGAAUGGUCAUUAGCAUGUUCUUCGCGUCGGCGAUGUCCCUUCUAGCCGUGCUGGGCUACUUGCUCAGGCAUUGGUUCACCCUGUCACUGGCUACCUCGGUUCCGUUCGUUCUUCUCUUCAGCUACUACUGGAUCAUUCCGGAGUCACCGCGAUGGCUUCUCAGCAAGAACAGGAUAGACGAGGCGGAGGUGAUCGUGCAACGAAUGGCGAAGAUCAACGGUAGAACGGUGCCGAACAACUUUCUUAGAAAAAUGGAGGUGGAGAUUCUGCGAAGGCAAGGGGUGUCCUGCAACGGGACGAAUUCGGGGGAGAACCCGGAACCGAACCCGGAGACCGAGGAUCGAUCGCCACCACCGGCGGCUACGCCAAUGGAUUUGAUCAGGAACCCGAACAUCAGGAAAAAGUUCUUCAUCCUGGCGUUCGACUGGGUGGCAAACGCGGUCGUCUACAACGGACUGUCGUAUAACGCGACGAAUCUCGGUGUCUCCGAUUAUCUAGCCUUCUUCAUCGGUGGACUCGUGGAGAUACCGUCGUACGUGAUAACGUGGUACGCUAUGGACCGGCUGGGCAGGCGAUGGGUAUUGUGCCUGACGAUGCUUCUAGGCGGACUCGCUUGCGUCUCCUGCAUGUUCGUUCCCGAAGCAGACGCCGUAUGGGUGACUGUAUCUCUGGCAAUGAUCGGCAAGUUCGGUAUCGCCGCGUCGUUCGCGGUCUUCUACGUGUUCGUCGGCGAGCUAUUGCCGACGGUGUUGAGAUCGCAAGCGAUGGGCAUCGCCUCGUUCAUCGCCGGCAUCGGGCUGCUCGCUUUCCCGUACAUCGUUCACCUGGCGGUCUACUCGAGAGUUCUGCCGCUGAUCAUAAUGGGCACGCUCAGCGUCGCCGGAGCUCUCACGUCCAUCUUUCUGCCGGAAACCCUCAAUAUUCAUCUGCCGCAAACGAUCGAGGAGGGCGAGUUGUUCGGAGCCGACUUCAAGCUCUGGUCCUGCCCUACGUUACCAAAGUCAGUAUCGUCGUCGUUGUCGUCCUCGUCGUCGUCGCCGCCGUCGUCUUUGUCUUUGUCCUCGCGAUCGCUGUUUCCGCGUGAGAACGACGAUGAUGCGUUUUUCAGGAAGGAGAGCGCAGACUCGAACAACAAGUCGGAGUCCGUGCCACUGAGAUUCCUGGUGAACGGUCGACCGGGAAAUCGUUCGUUGCCGUCCGCUUCGUUGCAAGAGGAGCCAGCAUCAGCGGCAUCAGCAGCAGCGGAAGUAGCAACAACGCCUGCCACGACCCAACUGGAAGCCGAGAAUUCGCCGUCCGUUGAACGCGCGAGCGCAACUGAACAGGAUACAGGAAAGGAGCUCGUGCUGCCCGUUGACAAACGCGUCGACGAUCCACUGAUCAUCGUCGUGGAACAAAGACGAACGCAGUGAAUCGAACAGUGGCAGA
Bombus pyrosoma is the source of this 4053-nucleotide messenger RNA. RefSeq names its product organic cation transporter 1-like. Gene Ontology annotation, biological process: transmembrane transport. Lineage: Eukaryota; Metazoa; Arthropoda; Insecta; Hymenoptera; Apidae. The coding region runs from base 1842 to 4037 and encodes 731 amino acids. The transcript is spliced from 8 exons. Gene Ontology annotation, molecular function: transmembrane transporter activity. The record is from RefSeq and is a predicted model, not a curated record. Gene Ontology annotation, cellular component: membrane.